CCGUCAGGCCGGCGCAUGGCGGGGGGCAUGGCGGCGUUGCGGCGGUGGGGUGGCCGCCGGCUCGGCAGCGUUGCCUUUAGGCAGCAGAAAUGGCAAAGCACUGUCUCUGUACAAGCAAAAAUGCCUCCUUGCAACUUUGUACCUGAAAAAUAUCAAUCCUAUCCAUAUGAACGUAUGUUGAAGAUUCGUGAACAAAAUGUUUCUCCUUCACUGCGAACAUUUUACAAGAAGCCUUUGCUGCUGCAUCAAGGAUAUAUGCAGUGGUUGUUUGAUUAUGAAGGACGAAGAUACCUUGAUCUCUUUGCUGGAAUCGUUACUGUCAGUGUUGGUCACUGUCAUCCGAAGGUAACUAUGGCUACCCAGAAACAGCUUGCUCGCCUUUGGCAUACCACUAAUAUUUACAUGCACCCAUCAAUACAGGAAUAUGCUGAGAAGCUAACUUCACUUCUUCCAGAUCCACUUAAGGUGGUUUAUCUAACCAACAGUGGGUCAGAAGCCAAUGACUUGGCAAUGUUCAUGGCAAGGCUAUAUACUCGUAACUUCGACAUCAUCUCUUUCAGAGGAGCAUACCAUGGAGGCAGCCCUUACACACUGGGAUUGACAUCUCUCGGUCCUUAUAAGCAUGGCGUUGCCAAUGGCUUUGGCUGUUCAACAACAAUGUUACCAGAUGUUUUUCGUGGUCCAUGGGGAGGCAGCAGUUGUAGAGAUUCUCCAGUACAAACUGUUCGAAAAUGCAGCUGUUCUGAAGGUGUAUGUCAUGCAAAUGACCAGUACAUUGAACAGUUCAAAGAUACUCUGAACACUUGUGUGCCAAAGACAAUAGCUGGAUUUAUCAGUGAACCGAUUCAGGGUGUUAAUGGAGCUGUUCAAUAUCCGAAAGGUUUCUUAAAGGAAGCAUACCGACUAGUACGGGAAAGAGGAGGUGUUUGUAUCUCAGAUGAAGUACAGACAGGAUUUGGACGAACAGGCAGCCAUUUCUGGGGAUUUCAAACGCAUGAUGUAGUCCCUGACAUUGUUACUUUGGCAAAAGGAAUUGGUAAUGGCUUUCCCAUGGCAGCUGUUGUUACAACAAAAGAGAUUGCAAGUUCUUUGGCUCAAAACCUUCAUUUUAAUACAUUUGGAGGAAACCCGUUAGCUUGCGUAGUUGGAGCUGCAGUUCUUGAUGCUAUUGAAGAAGAUCAUUUACAAAAAAACAGCGAGGACGUGGGAACGUAUAUGCUACUGGAGCUUGCUAAACUACGGGAUAAAUUUGAGAUUGUUGGAGAUGUCCGUGGCAAGGGACUUAUGAUUGGGAUAGAAAUGGUGACAGAUAAGGAUAGUCGCCACCCUCUUCCAGCUGAAGAAAUCAGCGAGAUCUGGGAAGACUGUAAAGAUAUGGGUGUUCUGAUUGGAAGAGGGGGACUCUACAGUCAGACAUUUAGAAUUAAACCUCCUAUGUGCAUCACUAAAAAGGAUGCUGACUUCGCUGUUGAAGUAAUUCAUACUGCAUUAAGGAGACACAUGGGAAGAGCAGCUGCAAAGUAGACUCGACUUGUUUAUAUACAUGAGAUGCAAUUGAAUGAACCCCCGAUAGUUGCCAUCCAGACUCUGCACUAAUCUACGCUAAUCUACAUGGGACAAGAAGAAUCAUAGUUUGAAGAUAAAAUGUGUCAGCAUCAUAAGACUACUCUAACAGAGCCAGACUUCAAAUAAUACCUCUAAUCUAUUUUGUAAAAAUACUGUUCAGUCCUACAGUUGUCUUUAACAAUGCAACAGGUGACAUUAGGACAUAGUGGUUUAAUUCUGCUGCUCUUUGUUCCUUACUCUCUUCUGCUGCUGCUGCUUCUAUCUCAGUUGUUUCCUAUGCACCAGCAUAGGUCCUCCAACAGGCUACCAUCACUCUGGGGGUGUUACAGGUACCACCAUGGAGUGCCUCUUGCUGCUAUGGCCUUGUUCCUGUGUCUUACAGCAUUUGCUGUUUUCACAGAUGCAACACAAACUCCUGCUUAACUGAGCUUUGACAUGUGGUGGGACUGCUGCAGAGCCAGCUGUGACGAGUGCAGGGUAGUCCCUGACCACCUUCCACUAUGGUCACCCCCACAGCCACCACAACCUUCCCUCUUACACCCAAUACUCAUGAGCAUUUGUAAAGACAGACAGUGAUGAAGUAUUUGACUUUAUUUAAAUAAGAAAAAUAAUUAACUCAAAGGUAACGUUGCAGGGUUUAAUUCUUACCCUCAGUGCCACGAUGGGAGAUUUCACACAUUUAUUUGGGCUACGAACCACUCUGAGGAGAACAUAAGUGCAGGUAUGAAACAGUGCUAAAACUGUUUACCCUUACUACAAGGAAGCACUGUAAUUUGUGCACUUUAAAAGCAAAAAAAAAAAAAAAAAAAAAAUCUGUGCACGCUAAUUGUAAAGGUUCUAAUUACACUAAUUAUUUUUUAUAUGGGGCUCUAAUCCAGUCAUCAUCCUCUCCAAAAAUGCUUUUAUUUUCCUCCUGCUGCUUUUAGGAUUGCACAGCACACCAAUUAGUCAUUUAGCAAGAUGCAAAAUCUGGCUGGGGAAAUAAGGUGCAGCAUUUCUUAAAUAACCGCUUUUGGGGAAAAAAAAAGUUCAUUACCUCCCUCACUCUCAA
Oxyura jamaicensis (ruddy duck) is the source of this 2617-nucleotide messenger RNA. It is a transcript of the gene AGXT2, whose product is annotated as alanine--glyoxylate aminotransferase 2. Gene Ontology annotation, molecular function: pyridoxal phosphate binding; L-alanine:glyoxylate transaminase activity. Gene Ontology annotation, cellular component: mitochondrion. The transcript is spliced from 14 exons. The record is from RefSeq and is a predicted model, not a curated record. Lineage: Eukaryota; Metazoa; Chordata; Aves; Anseriformes; Anatidae. The coding region runs from base 16 to 1524 and encodes 502 amino acids. Gene Ontology annotation, biological process: glyoxylate catabolic process.